This is a messenger RNA of Macadamia integrifolia, 1144 nucleotides long. RefSeq names its product glycine-rich protein 2-like. The coding region runs from base 180 to 830 and encodes 216 amino acids. NCBI's taxonomy places the organism in Eukaryota, Viridiplantae, Streptophyta, Magnoliopsida, Proteales, Proteaceae. Gene Ontology annotation, molecular function: zinc ion binding; nucleic acid binding. The record is from RefSeq and is a predicted model, not a curated record. The transcript has 2 exons.
AAACAGAAACAAGGGAAAAGGAACAAAAUCGGGGCGGCCGAGUUUCGUUCUCUCUCUCUAGUUUCUCCCUCUAUAUAAUCACACCCUUACAUGUUUUGAGAGUUAGGGUUUUGUGUGGGUGUUUGUUUACGCCCUUUUGGGAUUAGGGUUUUGGGUACAUUUAUUUUUCAGAUCGGAGAAUGGCGCAAGGAGGCAGCAGAUCUACUGGGGUGGUGAAAUGGUUCAAUGCCCAGAAGGGUUUUGGAUUCAUCACUUCGGAUGAUGGCGGUGAUGAGGUCUUCGUUCAUCAAUCUUCCAUCAGGUCUGAUGGAUACAGGAGCCUUGCUGAGGGCGAACAAGUCGAGUUCGUGAUCGGCACUGGAGAUGAUGGGAGGACGAAGGCCGUCGAUGUCACUGGUCCCAACGGAGCGGAUGUUCAGGGAAGUAGCAGGACUGAUGAUUACGGUGGCGGCGGUGGUGGAAGGGGCAGCCGUGGUGGGGGAUAUGGUUUUGGAGGCGGAGGUGGGGGUUACAGCGGAGGAGGUGGUGGAUACGGCGGUUAUAACGGUGGGGGUAGAGGUGGUGGUGGUGGUCGGAGGGGAGGUGGUGGUUACGGUGGUGGUGGUUACGGAGGGGGCGGUGGUGGCUUCGGUGGCGGAGGCGGUGGCGGUGGUGGAUGUUACAGUUGCGGUGAGACUGGGCACAUGGCCAGGGACUGUCCGCAGGGAGGCGGGGGAGGCGGAAGGUUUGGAGGCGGCGGCGGCGGUGGCGGUGGUGGGAACUGCUACAACUGUGGGGAGCAAGGUCAUUUUGCCAGGGAAUGCCCUAGCAAUGCCGGUUCCAGAAACUGAAUGAAGGUUUUUAUAUUAGGUAAUCCGUUUAAGUGGGCGUUUCCAGUGGUUGUUGGAGAGGUUUAUAAUCCCUUUCUCUGUUUGGCAUCUUCGUCGUAUAGUAGACUGAUCUCUCUUAUUUUUCUCCUCUUGUCCCCUCUUUCUUCAAUUUGGUUGACAGACAUCAUUAAUCCUCACCUUUUUUUGUUAAAUUUCUUGGAAUGAAAUGUAAAUGAGGGAUGGAGUUUGACAUUAUGGCAAAUUGGCACUCUCUUUUUCGUAUACAUAUUUGAUAGUUUGGUUUUAAUUAAUUGGAAUGUUUCCUUUGAUCUUUA